GAUGCCUUGACCCUGCAGGAGCCUUAUAAUGCCACAAGCUCUCACCUCAUGAAAGAACAAUCUCUCUCUCUCCUCUGUUUUUUUCUCUCUCUUCAAUCUUCUCAUACUUCACGUAACUCUCUGUUUCUCUCUGUUUCUCUCUGCCACAGCUAUGGCGGACGGAGCAGUUUACGCGCCACCUUCCUCCGACGUGCUUGAUUCCCUCAUAAUUCCCGGCGAGUUCAUCGGAGAAACCAACGAAGACGAAUUACUCGACGGACUAUGGCGGAAAGCUUCAAAAAAACGGCGGCUUUCGGUGGAUCAAGUUCAAUUUCUUGAGAAAAGCUUCGAAGUGGAAAACAAACUAGAACCAGAGAGAAAAACCCAAUUAGCUAAAGAAUUGGGUCUUCAGCCAAGACAAGUAGCGAUCUGGUUCCAAAACAGACGAGCUCGUUGCAAAACAAAGCAGCUAGAAAAGGAUUACUUGUCACUCAAAACCAGCUAUGAUAAUCUCAAAUCCAGCUACGAAGAUCUUGUUCGUGAAAAGGAAGAACUUGAAACAGAGAUUCGGAAUUUGGAAGAGAGAUUAGCGAAUGGAGAGAAAGGGAAUCGAAUUGAUUGUUGUUGGGAGAAUCAGAACUCAUCAAUGGCGGAUUCUUCACAUGGGUUUGAAACAGAGCUGUCGGAUUGUUUCUCGCAGGUUGAAGAAGAGAAUUUAAGUGGGGAUUUGUUGCCGAUUUGUUUCCCCAAAUUGGAAAGCUGUUAUUAUGAUGAUGAUUUAACAGAUGGUUGUUGUAAUUUAGUUGGAUUCCAGAUCGAAGAUCAAGCCUUGGGUUUCUGGCCUUGUUGAGACAAUUUUAUCUGGAAUUACUCUGUUUUUCAAUUAUGGUUAAAUAUAGGUAUUUUAAAGCUAAUAAACUUAAAUCAUGGGGGGGUUUU
Molecule: messenger RNA, 918 nt
Organism: Cucurbita maxima (winter squash)
Lineage: Eukaryota; Viridiplantae; Streptophyta; Magnoliopsida; Cucurbitales; Cucurbitaceae
Product: homeobox-leucine zipper protein HOX4-like
Exons: 2
Coding region: 152-829 (225 amino acids)
Biological process (GO): positive regulation of DNA-templated transcription
Cellular component (GO): nucleus
Molecular function (GO): sequence-specific DNA binding; DNA-binding transcription factor activity, RNA polymerase II-specific
Source: RefSeq, a predicted model, not a curated record